Triticum dicoccoides is the source of this 984-nucleotide messenger RNA. RefSeq names its product ribosomal protein S10, mitochondrial-like. The record is from RefSeq and is a predicted model, not a curated record. Lineage: Eukaryota; Viridiplantae; Streptophyta; Magnoliopsida; Poales; Poaceae. Gene Ontology annotation, biological process: translation. The transcript is spliced from 4 exons. Gene Ontology annotation, cellular component: ribosome. The coding region runs from base 99 to 590 and encodes 163 amino acids. Gene Ontology annotation, molecular function: structural constituent of ribosome.
GCCGGCCCAUUUGGUCAACUCUCUCUCCAAGCCCUAAGGCUCCACGCUCCCUCUCCCCGCCGCCUCCGCACCGUGCCUUCGCAGCCGCCGCCGCAGCUAUGGGCGCGUACAAGUUGGUGUCGGAGCUAUGCAGGAGGAAGCAGUCGGACGUGAUGAGGUUCGUGCAGCGCAGGGCUCUCGGCUCCCAGGCCAAGCAGCUUGGCAAGCCUAUUAAGGAGACCAAGGAAGAUGUGUACCCGAGGACCCACAAGUCACCUGCCAAGAUACGCAUAAUUAUGAAAUCUUUCAAUAACCAGAAGAACAAUCUGAAGGAGCUUGCGCCGUACAUGCAUAAGGUUGGGUUGCCUGAAUCGCGGUCCUUAUACACCGUGCUGCGAUCACCUCAUAUUGAUAAGAAAUCCAGGGAGCAAUUCUCAACGCAUGUGAAGAAAGUGUUUGUGGAGAAAACAGCGGAGACACAUGAACUGGCCAAGAAGUUCUUCUGGUUGAAACGGCUUCGUAUAUUGGGGGCUCAGUAUGAAGUCGUUAUUAAUUUCAAGACACGCUUGGGUAAAAAGUUUGGCUGCAGCAAAGGUGGUGGCCUGCUUUGACAUCCAAAACAGGGUUCAGGCAUAGAAUAAAAAGGAGGUACUACUUUCUUGUCUUGUACUAGAGCUGCAUCAGGCCACACACAAGCUAUCCAUCCAACUUGUGUGGAUCUUAAUUUCUGGCAUUGGUUUGAUCUAGCAUAUAAGUACUAUAUAUUCUAUGUAACUAAGGAUGCAUGUGACCUAUCUGAGGCUGUUGCUUUUUUGGUAACCAUCCAUGUAUUUCGAAAGAAGAUGGUGAUAAUAGACGAUGUCUGUCUGUCUUCUUUUUUUGCGAUAUACUAGUGCCAUCUAUCUGCCGGAGCCUGAAUAUAUGGCAGCCAGCAUGAAUAUUUGAUGUGCAAGUAACCGAAUCUGAUUAUGUUAUGUGGGUGACAAUCGAUUCACUUACUAUUGA